UGUAUUUUACAUGACAGUCAACGGCGAUUGACGGUAGUCCAUCAGCUCAGUGGCCGUUGAUGGACCAUCCCUAUGAAGAAACAGGGUUACAAUGGGACAGAGUACCUCGGAACAAGAGGUCCAAGGAGACAUUCCAGAGGACGGGUUUAAUAACAUCAAGACAUUUGUGGAGGAAGAGCUACAGACGAGCAUGAUGGUGGGGAUGGUAAUUGGUGCAGGUAUCGCCAUAGUCCUCAUUGCCAUCCUCAUCUUCUUCAUCUUACGGAGGAUCCAGCUUCGAAACCUUGAAGCUCAGGAGGCACCCAAAUACCGCUUUCGCAAGAGGGACAAAGUCAUGUUCUACGGACGGAAGAUCAUGCGUAAAGUCUCCCAGUCUACCUCUUCCCUGGUGGGUACGUCCUCCUCCUCUCGGCCACGCCUAAAGAAGAAGCAGAAGAUGCUCAACAUUGCCAAAAAGAUCCUGCGCUUUAAGAAGGAGGUGCCCACCCUUCAGGCCAAGGAACCUCCACCCUCAGUGCUGGAGGCCGACCUUACCGAAUUUGAUGUGGCCAACUCCCACCUCCCCUCUGAGGUGCUCUACAUGCUCAAAAAUGUCCGUGUGCUGGGCCACUUUGAGAAGCCCCUCUUCCUGGAGCUGUGCAAACACAUGGUGUUUGUGCAAUUCCAACAAGGAGAGUAUGUCUUCAGGCCAGGCCAGCCCGACAGCAGCAUCUACGUGGUUCAGGAUGGAAAACUAGAAUUGUGCCUUACUGGAACGGAUGGCAAAGAAAGCGUGGUGAAGGAGGUUUACCCAGGAGACAGUGUCCAUAGCCUCCUCAGCAUUCUGGAUGUCAUCACAGGCCACCAGAAGCCUUACAGAACAGUGUCAGCACGGGCUGCAGAGGUUUCCACUGUUCUCCGUUUACCUGUAGAGGCCUUCCUGUCAAUAUUUGAGAAGUAUCCAGAGAGUCUAGUGCGAGUUGUACAGAUUAUCAUGGUUCGUCUCCAAAGAGUAACAGUCCUGGCCCUGCACAACUAUCUGGGUCUGACCAAUGAGCUCUUCAGUCAUGAAAUGCAGCCCUCGCGUCUGCCACCUCAGUCACCCCACGCUACUCGCACCAGUCCUGUCCGCCAUGGCAAGCGCUUUGGCAGCCUGACAGUGUCUGAGGAGCAUCGGGAAGCUGCCAUUAAGGGUGAAGUUGCAGGAGGAGAACAAGGGAAAGAUGGAACAGUGCCAACUCUUAGUAGGACAAUCUCCAUGCCUGUGGAUAUUGCUGGGAUGCAGAAAAGUCUGAGAUCAGACUUUGACAUGGCAUAUGAAAGAGGAAGGAUUUCCGUCUCUGCAGAAGAUGGCAACACUCCUCCUACCUUUACUCGGUCCGUAUCCCAGGACCAGCGUGAGAGGAGAGUGACAGUAGAUGAAGUUCCAUCAGGGAUCUAUCUUUAUCCAGAGGAAGAGCCAGCCGUGGAUAAUAUUUUUACACCUGUAACCAGUCGAUCCAGCGCUGCUCUGUUCGAAGAAGCUCAGAAAGAGGUUCUCAAACUCAUGAGGAUUGAGGACCCAACCUUGUUAAACGGGAGAGUGACUCUGCAUCAUGCAAAGGCUGGAGCUGUCUUAGCAAGACAGGGAGACCAGGACGUGAGUCUGCACUUUGUUCUGUCUGGUUGUCUGCACGUCUACCAGCGGAUGAUCAACAAGCAGGAAGCCGUCUGUUUGUUUGUAACCCACCCGGGAGAGAUGGUGGGUCAACUCGCUGUGCUCACUGGAGAGCCCCUCAUUUUUACCAUCAAGGCUGUUCGAGACUGUACUUACCUGAAGAUCUCAAAGUCAGAUUUCUAUGAGAUCAUGAGGGAGCAACCCAGUGUGGUGCUGAGUGCGGCCCAUACGGUGGCCAUCCGCAUGUCUCCUUUUGUCAGGCAGAUGGACUUUGCUAUUGACUGGAUGGCUGUAGAAGCUGGCAGAGCCCUCUACAGACAGGAUGACCAGUCAGACUGCACCUACAUUGUUCUGAAUGGUCGCCUGCGUUCAGUCAUUCGCAAGGCAAAUGGAAAGAAAGAACUGGUGGGGGAAUAUGGAAGAGGAGACCUCAUUGGCGUGGUGGAGGCCUUGACCAGGCAGCCAAGAGCCACCACCGUCCAUGCUGUGAGAGACACAGAGCUGGUUAAACUGCCUGAAGGAACACUCAACAACAUCAAAAGACGAUAUCCACAGGUGGUGACAAGGCUGAUCCACUUGUUAGGACAGAAGAUUCUUGGUAACCUUCAGCAGGGUCGUGGGCCAUUCUCAGGAUCAGCCUUCAGUCUGCCCAGUAUGGCAACAAGUGCAGAUGUCACCAACCCUGCCAGCAACCUCUCCACUGUGGCUGUGCUGCCCGUCUGUGAUGAAGUGCCGAUCAACGCGUUCAACCUGGAGCUCAGCCAUGCCCUCAGUGCCAUUGGGCCCACUCUGCUAUUAACCAGUGACAUAAUCAGAGAGCGACUCGGUGCUUCUGCUUUGGACAGUAUACAUGAGUAUCGUCUCUCCGGCUGGCUGGCCCAGCAGGAGGACAUCAAUCGUAUUGUCCUGUACCAGACUGACAACAGCAUGACCCCAUGGACACAGCGCUGCAUCCGCCAGGCUGACUGCAUUCUCAUUGUUGGCCUGGGUGACCAGGAACCUACGCUGGGAGAACUGGAACAGAUGCUGGAAAACACAGCGGUCCGGGCUCUGAAGCAGCUGGUUCUUCUGCACAAAGAGGAUGGACCAGGCCCCUCAAGGACGGUCGAGUGGCUCAACAUGCGGAGCUGGUGCUCAGGGCAUCUCCACCUCAAGUGUCCCCGCAGGGUCUUCUCCAGACGCAGUCCCAGCAAACUGAGGGAGGUUUAUGAGAAGGUGUUUGAGAAAACAGCAGACAGACACAGUGAUUUCUCUCGGCUGGCCCGAGUCCUGACUGGAAACAGCAUCGCCCUUGUGCUGGGAGGAGGCGGAGCUAGAGGUUGUUCACAUGUGGGUGUGAUAAAAGCUAUGGAGGAAGCAGGGAUUCCUAUUGACAUAGUGGGUGGGACCUCGAUUGGUUCAUUCAUUGGUGCACUGUAUGCUGAGGAGAGGAGUGCCGUCCGAACCAAACAGAGAGCCAGAGAGUGGUCCAAGGCAAUGAAUUCGGUGUUUAAAACAGUCCUGGACCUCACCUACCCCAUUACCUCCAUGUUCUCUGGUUCUGCCUUCAACACCAGCAUCUAUAAAGUGUUCCAGGACAAGCAAGCUGAGGACCUGUGGCUGCCAUACUUCAAUGUCACCACUGACAUCACAGCCUCAGCCAUGCGUGUGCACCAGGAUGGCUCUCUGUGGCGCUAUGUACGGGCGAGCAUGACCCUCUCGGGGUACCUGCCGCCUCUCUGCGACCCCAAAGAUGGCAACUUGCUAAUGGACGGUGGCUACAUCAACAACCUGCCAGCGGACAUUGCAAGGAACAUGGGUGCCAGAACAGUCAUCGCCAUCGACGUGGGUAGCCAAGAUGAGACUGACCUCUGUAACUAUGGCGACUGCCUGUCUGGCUGGUGGUUACUGUGGAAACGGAUCAAUCCCUGGGCAGAGAAAGUGAAGGUUCCAGACAUGGCAGAGAUCCAGUCACGGUUGGCCUACGUGUCUUGUGUGCGGCAGUUGGAGGUGGUGAAGAAGAGCGCCUACUGCGAGUACAUCAGACCUCCCAUCGACCGUUUCAAAACCAUGGACUUUGGCAAGUUUGAUGAGAUCUAUGAUGUGGGCUUCCAGCACGGGAAGUUACUGUUCACCGGCUGGGCUCGAGGGGACAUUAUCGAGAACAUGCUGAAGGACCACCGUUCCGCCGACUACAAUGACAGCAAGAGAACUGACACCUGCACGUGUCCAGGAGCUGACUUCACUGACCUUGCAGAGAUCGUAUCCAGGAUAGAGCCGGUCCAAAGCUACGUAGCGACAGAAGCCGAGGAGUCGGACUGUCUGACGGAGUACGAGGAAGACGGGAUGGACACGGUGAGAGAGGAGGAAGGGGAGGAGGAGGAGUAUGAGGCAGAGGAUCCUGAGGACCACUCCCCUGGAGAGUGGGGACAGAAUGGAGUCUUUCAGACUGAUGAAGAGAAAUCUGUGAGGCAACGCAGGAAACUUACCAGUGACUCCAACACCUCCGAAGUGUCGGACUGCUGACAGAGGGCCACGGAGGAGUAGGACGAUAAGGACAAGGGUCACGCUGUGGGUCCAUAAACUGUCGAGGCUCGAGACGUGGACGUCACACUCAGCCCCUGCGACGACUGAAACUCUUGUUUUAUUUCUGGAGAAACCGCUUUUCAUCCUCUAAGCUGUUGAAUUUUUUUUUUUGCAUCAAGUGGCUUUCUCCGGAUUUAUACAGAUAGGAACAGACUUUGAAGGUUUACGCCAACCAGAGUUUUCUCCCAUCAUCACUGACACAUUGCCAGAGUCCCUCCCACAACAACAACAACAAAAUAAAAAAAAAAAAAACAACACUAUCAACUUGAAAUUCAACAAUUCAAAUCACUUGCAUGUCCCAUCUGUGUCUCCGAAUCUUUAAACGUCGGUACAGCCUCGCUGACGACAUUACAUGGUCUUCAUUUGUUGUUCAGAUGAGUGUGUGUUUGUUACCCGUGUGUCAGGAUGACUGGUACAGAUGAGCAAAACUGUGAUUUUAUUAUUUUUUUUAAUUGUAGCAUGACACUGAAAGAAAAUUCACAGACAGAAGAACUGUAGUUACUAAAAGUCGUGUAGGUUUAGCAUAGAUGUUGGGUAGGGGAAGGUAUAGAAAGAGGGCAUGGUUGUAUAAACACCAAAGUAGAUUUCUGUUGACUGAACUAGAGGUUGGACCAGAAAGCAGGACGAGGAUGGACUGAAAUGAGGAAAGAGGAAAAGACAUGCAUGUUAGCUGCAGAAAGUUGAAAAUACAUGGAGACGAAAACGUGCAGACGAGGACGGAGAUGGAUCAGUGAGCAUAGUGUUAUUUUAAUUUAAUUUAUUUAUAAUUCACGCACAAUAAACUAGAGUGAACUGGAUGCACUGUAGGCAGACUAAACCUAAUAGAAGACGGUCGUUAGGGAUGAAUGAGAUUAUCGCAGUGAGUGGAUGUCACUGUGGCUGUGUGCUUGAAUUGUUGUUUUUUUUUUUUUUUUGUAGUUUGUUUUUGAAAUGAUGCCAGAUAAUUACGAUGCCUUUUCAACUACUGUUCAACCCGCUCAGAGUGGACAUGACUGUGGUGCGAUCACUCAACCGACACUACACAACACAGGAGUUUGUGCUCGCCUCUGCUUGCACAAGGUCACGCGUACAGUACUCAGGGUUCCUGCGUAUAACUUGACAUUGCAACAAAAACAACAACAAAAAACAACAUCCUCUGCUGGUAUGUAUGAGAGCGUAUCUCAGACUGUAGUCUCCAAAACCAACACAUUAUUGUGGAGAAGUGAUUUUGAUAGCACGCAGAAAUCCUGAGUAAACCUGAACCUCCAACGGGCGGAUAUUCACCUCGUCUAACACUUAGCUCACAUGGACCUCUUGUAUAAAUUGUAACAAGAUUAUAUUAUAAUAUACACAAUGUUAAUAUUCAUAUAUGUAUAUGAGGUGGAAAUUUGUAAGUUGAUGCUUUGCUGCAAAAACAAGGGAACCUAAUCAAAAAAAAAAAAAAAAAAAAAGGGUUGUUCGCUUAACAUCAAUUAUGUUGUAAUGGACAGUUGCCAGACUUGCUUUUUUUUUAUUUAUACAUAUUAACAAAUGGCUUUUUAAAUUGGGAACGAAGGGGGGUGGUGUCUUAUUUUACUUAACCCGGCUUUAGCUGUUUUGCACUGAAAUAUUUGAAGUAUUCCUUGCUCAGAAGAUGUUUGGUUUAACAUUUGCCAUCCACCUUGAUAUGCCAAGGGAAUCUAAAAGAAUAAAAAGAGGUUAUAAUUUAAUAUGCAUAUUGGUAAAUAAACGUAAUAUGCAUCCA
This is a messenger RNA of Stegastes partitus (bicolor damselfish), 5924 nucleotides long. RefSeq names its product patatin-like phospholipase domain containing 6 (gene pnpla6). Gene Ontology annotation, molecular function: phosphatidylcholine lysophospholipase A1 activity. Gene Ontology annotation, biological process: phosphatidylcholine metabolic process. The coding region runs from base 92 to 4141 and encodes 1349 amino acids. Lineage: Eukaryota; Metazoa; Chordata; Actinopteri; Pomacentridae. The record is from RefSeq and is a predicted model, not a curated record. Gene Ontology annotation, cellular component: endoplasmic reticulum. The transcript has 36 exons.